CUUAAAAAGGUGCCACGUUCAAUAUUUUAGCACUCAACAUUUGGAAAACGUUACCAUCAAAAGAUUAUACGAAUCCACUGUAGUCUGUAGUGCUUUCAUUGUAAUACACAUCUCUAAUGGAAAUGGAGAGGCUCGUUUUCGUGUGAAGCCAUAUGACAAGAUCAAUAAAACAGGUUCCACAGUGACAUUUGUCUGGAUAUUUGAGGAUACUAAUAAAGAUAUUUUGAGGGGAGAAUUAUUCAGUCACAUUGGUGGGGACAGUUCACUUUUGUUCAAAGUUGAUCCUCAUACCAAGAGUUUUAAAUCAUUUGAUGACAAAACUAGAGUUAACAUCACCUUGGCUGUUCCACUCACUCUUACUACUGUCUCUGUUAAAAUGGUUUUAAAUAAUAUAACUACAGCUGACACGGGUUAUUACAGUUUUAAAGUAUUAAGUCUGGGGAAAGAUGGUCAGUCUAAUACAUCCAAUGUGUCUUUGUAUGUUACUGAAAAGCCGCAUAGUAUGAGCGUUAACAACACUGGCGAUAUUACAAAAGAUAUUGGAGAGUCGUUGUAUGUGAGGUGCCAGGUAUCUGGGGUGCCUACUCCAACGGUGACAUGGAUCAAAGAAACCCGAGAAAUUGCUGUCGGUAAUGGAAUUGCUGUACUUCGUAUAAACAAUAUAACCAAACAACACGAGGGAAGAUACACAUGCAAGGGAAAAAACUCUGAUGGCCAAGUACAGAGUUCCAUAUACAUUAAAAUUAAAAUAAUUUACUUGGACAUGCAUUGCAGUGUACUUCAUUCCAACGGCAACGAUACAGUAUUCGUGAGUUUAAAGGCUGUUGGUGCGCCUGCCCCUGUGUGCAGUUAUAAUAUAACUGGCAAUGAUAGUACGUCUACGGGUAUUAUUGACUGUGAUGGAGGGAUAGUGGAGUUAACCAGAGAUCAUUAUAAUGUCCGUCUUACAGCCAACAAUAGUGCGGGAAUGGAAAAAUCUUGCCAACACACCUUAAAUUUUGAUGAAGGUCCACAAUCUGGUGCAGUUCAGAAAUCACAUUCAAGCAUUUUGUUGACUCUACUGACAGUAUUCUUCUUGCAUCAAUUCAUUUGUGAACCUCAUAAAUAAUGAAUAAUGCCGUGAUAUUAUGUAAAUACUUAUACUUACUACUCAGUACUCAGCAACUCCACUCUUUGUCAUGCACGAGAGCAAGCACUCACCAUCACGAACACUAGUUGAAGCAGUUAUUUAUAGACACAUCACCGGCUGUGCAAGCAUGUAUCCUUGGCCACGACUAACCUACAGCCAGUAUAGGCUAUAAUAGCUGCCAUCUUGGUUGAUACAUACCAUUCAAUACAACGAGAUAUUUUAGGUAUAGAUACUAGAUAGGUAUAUAAUAAACAAAGAAAGAAAAAGUAGAAAUCUACUUUGUAGUGUCUGUCAACCAAGAUGACGCCUUAUGACAGAUUAUGACGUCAUGCAUGCAAACAGAUAACAGAUAAUUGCUUUUAGUUACUUCGGUUCUAUAAUAUGACUGAAUAUGACUGAAUAUGUAGUUCAAACAAGGAUCGAGACUUAGAGAUAACUUUAAAAAUAAAUGUAAAAUGCUAGGUCCCCUCACCACUUACCACCGUAGUUAGUUUUGGUAAUAAUUAUUACUUUGCUUGUUCAGGGUUAGGUUAAGUUCAGGCAACUUUUUUACAUAGUACACAUGCAUUCCCUUUUACUUUUAGAAAUAAGAUAUUUGGUUCUUAUACUAGUUAUGGUUGGAAGAGUUUGAAGAUCAUCUCUCGUCUGAAUUAAAAGUUUUCUGGAAGUAUUUUGCCUCGAAACUUGACUGAAACAUUAAAUACAUUUUCAAAAUGCGCGAGGAAUUUUUGACGCUAGUAUUUUAUGGGCUCAACACAGUGCAACACUGAAAGAGCAGUUAAUCAGAAAUGUAAAGAUUGAUAAUGUCCUUUAU
Molecule: messenger RNA, 1943 nt
Organism: Dendronephthya gigantea
Lineage: Eukaryota; Metazoa; Cnidaria; Anthozoa; Malacalcyonacea; Nephtheidae
Product: vascular endothelial growth factor receptor 1-like
Exons: 7
Coding region: 377-1108 (243 amino acids)
Biological process (GO): axon guidance; cell adhesion
Cellular component (GO): plasma membrane
Molecular function (GO): protein binding
Source: RefSeq, a predicted model, not a curated record